GGUUGGGAGAGAAUUGGUCUUGAGAAAGGAAGGAAUCAAAUAAUGACUCUGGGUUGGGGAUGCGUUAUAAAGCUGGGACAGACUGGAAGAGGUCAGUGAUAGGGAUUCCGAUUUUGGAGAUUUCCGGGGGGCGCGGGCUCUCCUCGCCCCAUCCUUGUGCUUUGGAGGGGCUUCCGGAGAUGUGAGUGGACAUACGUCUCCCGAUCACGGCUGCUUUUACAGCCCUGCACCUGCCCCCCACCCAGAGAGACUGGCACAAGCUUGACCAAGAGUUAAAGAAGAAUAAGGGUGACAGUCUUAGUAGACGUGGGACGGCCGCUAGUAGGAGGACACUGUGGUGGUGGAUCUAACCAACAUUUUCCUUUCGACUUAAGGAAAAGAGUAUAGAGAAACCUCCAUCAUUCUGGAGGCGGCUUCUCCGGGGGAGCUUUUGAGUCAUUCCCACCAGCAUAGAUGACAGGGUGACUUCUGUUGCCUCCACGAUAAUUUUUAGUUUGCUUUUUUGGGGGGAGGGAAGUGUGUCCUAAUUCCAUUUCUUCCGCCCUGUAUCCACUCCAUCGAUUCCCCAAAUCUGAGACUCAAACUCUUUGUUUUGUUCUUCAAUUGCAGACCUACUACAGCAUCUGCCCUUAAUGUCCAUCCCCAGCUUUUCUGGAAACAUGGAGUCUCCAUCUAGUAUUUCCCUCUACUCCUCUUCCUCCCUCUCUUCUUCCUCUUCCCCCUCCGGGGUGGAGAGUGCCCCCAGUGACUCUGGCUUUCCCUCAGAUAGUGAGGGAGACUACAAAGGGGCUCAUGGGCCCAGGUUGGAGGCUGGUUGGCAGAGGGGGAAUCAGUGGCUGAGCCCUCUUCGACGUUGCCGACGCCCCCUGAAGUCCAGCGGUCGCCAGGCUGCAUCUUGCCUAGAAAGACCUGGCUUGGCUUCUCCCAAGGCUGGUUCCGGAAUGAAAAGAUCAAGAGACAGUGAGGAGGAAACCUGUCUGAACGUCCAAAAUCCUCUUACAGAAGGAGAUCGGCUCUUUGCUCAGAAGUGUAAAGAGCUCCAAGGAUUCAUUCGCCCCCUCACAGACCUGUUGAAUGGGCUGAAGAUGGGCCGCUAUGAGAGAGGAUUAAGCAGUUUUCAACAGAGUGUAGCAAUGGACAGGAUUCAGCGAAUUGUAGGUGUCCUACAGAAGCCUGAGAUGGGUGAGCGUUAUCUAGGGACCUUGCUACAAGUAGAGGGUAUGUUGAAGACCUGGUUCCCUCACGUAACUUCCCAGAAGUCACCCCCAGAGGAUAGGAAGCACAAACUUCUUUCUAAGCGUUUGGCCAGCAGCCAGACCCAUCCAACUGGUCCCUCAGCUGAUCUCCCCAGAAGGGAGAUAAACCAGAUUCAGCCAAGACAUCUGGAUCAAGGAAAAGAAAAGUUGCAUUCUCAAGAACAAGAGUCGGCCCAACUCCUCCCAGAAUGGCCAGCCAUGAACUUGACCUGGAUCCACACAUCUCCCAUCUGCAACCCACCUCUCAGUUCUCUUGGCUCAGCUGCCUUCAGCCAUGGCCUUUUGGGUCCCGGCACCAGCUUUGGGGUUAUUCUCUUUCUUCAGCCUGGAACACAAUCUUUAGCAUAUUCAGCACCCACCACUCCUGUUCCUGCUACUACAGUGUCUCCUGUUGUCUGUGAGGGCCCUAAGGACCUCCCUGAAGAAGGGCCUCGUUGCUACAGUUUGCCAGCUUCUCUAGCAUCCACUUCACUGACCUCAGAAUGGAGCCCUACUCUGUCCCCACCCUGUUUACCUAUGGUGGCCAAAGAGGUGAUAACUAGAAUGGAUGAGAAACAGGCCUUUAAUUUCUGUUGAUGUCCUGUUUUCCCCAUCCCAACUAUAGGACUAUCCUCUCUGCCCUGGUUUCUAUUUUAUGUGUGUUUUUUUAAUUUUAUUUUUUGAAGUGUGUAUAUUUGUGCUGAGGGGAUAGAAACCCUCUCUGAUUAAAGUAAUUUUACACCUGAA
Molecule: messenger RNA, 1982 nt
Organism: Antechinus flavipes (yellow-footed antechinus)
Lineage: Eukaryota; Metazoa; Chordata; Mammalia; Dasyuromorphia; Dasyuridae
Gene: CIART
Product: circadian associated repressor of transcription
Exons: 5
Coding region: 633-1832 (399 amino acids)
Biological process (GO): circadian regulation of gene expression; negative regulation of DNA-templated transcription
Cellular component (GO): nucleus
Molecular function (GO): RNA polymerase II cis-regulatory region sequence-specific DNA binding
Source: RefSeq, a predicted model, not a curated record